AAUCUUAGCCUCCACCCAAAGUCCAAAGAAUGAAGCAUACACCAAAAGGAAGCGUUUUAUUGUAUACCUUCAACUUCAUUUAGCAGAAUGGUUGGAUGGAACAGCUCAAUGACCGUGCAGAAAUGUGAACCAUCUAAAGCAUGCUCAUUGUUCCUUUUAUCACCAUAGCAGAGUUCAACGAUUACAUAUUUGACUUCAAUUUACAAAAGCUUACUGCUGAGAGCUUUUCCAGUCUGUGGCUUCUCUCUCCUCAGAGGACUCCACUGCAUUGCAACAUGAUUAGACAUUUGCAUCCAGGGCAGCGGAAGGAUUGCAUGGGCCCAGUGCCAUCUUACUAACACCGAACAAGAAGGAAAAUGGUUCUCCCACAUUACUGACAUUUUCAAAGGAAUUUUACCUAUCCUUCGGCAAGAACUAAUAUGAGCUGAGAGGAAAGGAAUGUUACCAAAUCACCAAAGUUCACUUCAGCACCUACAUGACUUCCCCAGGCAUGUCAAGGACUGAUCCGUGUGUCUCCAGAACACUCUGGCCUAAAAAGCAAGCAAGUUGUGCUGAUAUUUAAUCUAUCUUUAUACUUUACAAGCUAACUCUUAAAAAUUGAAAUGUCAUCAACUGGAGAGUCUGAUAAUUAUCAGCAUUGUAGAAUGAAGGAAGAAAUUAACCUUUCUCCUUUGCUACAGCUCUUAAACUGAUAUUGCUUGUGGAAAGAAAUGCCCCAUUGGUGCCAGUGUGGGAUUUCUGACCAAUGCAGUCACUCCUCCAGCCACAGCAGAGGAGGAAGUUCCAUGUCUGUGACAUCCCAGCCCCACCACAGCGGAUACUUCAUAUUAAACAUUUAACAAAGCACAAUUGCCAUGCUAGUUCCAUUCUUCGUUAUCUGACUACAAAUGACAUGAACUGGGGCUGACCCCUUGGCCGAGAUGGCUGCAGAACUCCCCCUUCAAAUAGAGGGAAGCAGUGCAGCUUGAAUCAGAGGGAAAUGCUGAGCCAUCCCCCAAGAAUGCUGGUACCUGAGGGUGGUGGCUAGGACUGUGGCGGGUGAAGCAGUGUCCACUGACAGGAAGAGAUGCCUUAAGAAGAAAGGCCUUCUUGGAAACACAGACCUUCUCCCGACUGGAAUUUCUCUUCAAAGCCCUGUGAAGAACUGCAGCUGAGCAUUGUGGGAGGCCCUGGAAGCUCUCCGAUAGGACUCCUGGCUGUGCUGCGAUGAUGUCCAUGUCCCAGAACUUUCUCUUGCCAGGGUAUUUUUGGCACAAUGAUAAAUUUCAUCUUUCUGAGAAUGUUAUGAAGAUCAAUGAUGUAAACCAUCCAUUUGAAUGACGCUGGACAUUUACAACUGGAAUUGUUACGGAAUAAAAAUAAUUUAAAAGGGGAGUCAAUAAUGGUGGCUUCUGACUGCAGAAUGAAAAGGUUUUGGCUGCUUCUCAUAGUUAGCUUCCUGCAGUGUACAGAAGGUUUCAGUCGAGCAGCAUUACCGUUUGGUUUAGUAAGGCGAGAACUGUCCUGUGAGGGCUACUCCAUUGAUCUUCGAUGCCCAGGAAGUGAUGUCAUUAUGAUAGAGAGUGCUAAUUAUGGACGGACAGAUGACAAAAUUUGUGAUGCUGACCCUUUCCAGAUGGAGAACACAGAAUGUUUCCUUCCUGAUGCCUACAAAAUUAUGACACAAAGGUGCAACAACAGAACUCAGUGUAUAGUAGUUACAGGAUCAGAUGUAUUUCCUGAUCCUUGUCCUGGAACAUACAAAUACCUCGAAGUCCAAUAUGAAUGUGUCCCUUACAUUUUUGUUUGCCCUGGGACGUUGAAAGCUGUUGUGGAUUCCCCAAAUUUAUAUGAAGCUGAGCAAAAGGCAGGUGCCUGGUGCAAAGAUCCUCUUCAGGCUGCAGAUAAAAUAUACUUCAUGCCAUGGACUCCAUACCGCACUGACACCUUGAUAGAAUACGCAUCUUUAGAGGACUUCCAAAAUGGGCGCCAGCAGACAACAUAUAAACUUCCAAAUCGAGUGGAUGGUACUGGAUUUGUGGUAUAUGAUGGUGCAGUCUUCUUUAACAAGGAAAGAACCAGGAACAUUGUAAAGUUCGACUUAAGGACUAGAAUAAAGAGUGGAGAGGCUAUUAUAAAUUAUGCCAACUACCAUGACACUUCCCCUUAUAGAUGGGGGGGAAAGACUGAUAUUGAUUUGGCAGUUGACGAAAAUGGCUUAUGGGUGAUUUAUGCUACAGAACAAAACAAUGGAAUGAUAGUUAUUAGCCAACUGAAUCCUUAUACUCUGCGCUUUGAAGCAACAUGGGAAACUACUUAUGACAAACGGGCAGCAUCUAAUGCCUUUAUGAUAUGCGGGGUUCUCUAUGUUGUGCGAUCAGUAUACCAAGACAAUGAAAGUGAAACUGGCAAAAAUGCAAUUGAUUACAUUUAUAACACCCGGUUAAGCCGUGGAGAAUAUGUAGAUAUUCCUUUCCCCAACAUGUACCAUUACAUUGCUGCCGUGGAUUACAAUCCAAGAGACAAUCAACUAUAUGUGUGGAACAACAACUUCAUCCUUCGCUAUUCUUUAGAGUUUGGCCCACCAGACCCUGCUCAAGUGCCUACCACAGCAGAGACAAUAACUCCUUCCACAGAGCUGUACAAAACAACUGUAUCAACUACAAGCACUACACCACAGAAAAUUCCUAUUAGUACAACAUUGGCUGGGAGAACAAAAGAUGACAACAGAGGCCCCAAGCCACCACCAGCAGUUUCUACCACCAGAAUUCCCCCUGUCACAAGUUUCUUCCCUUUGCCAGAGAGAUUCUGUGAACCUGAUACUGCCAGAGAGAUUAGUUGGCCUCAGACUCAAAGAGGAAUCGUGGUGGAACGUCCCUGCCCCAAGGGAACUCGUGGCACAGCUUCAUACCUCUGCAUGGUUUCCACUGGAACAUGGAACCCUAAGGGCCCUGAUCUUAGUAAUUGUACUUCACACUGGGUAAAUCAGCUGGCCCAGAAGAUCAGAAGUGGAGAAAAUGCUGCUAGCCUUGCCAAUGAAUUGGCUAAACACACCAAAGGACCUAUUUUUGCUGGUGAUGUGAGUUCAUCAGUCCGACUGAUGGAACAGUUAGUGGACAUUCUUGAUGCUCAGCUCCAGGAUCUGAAGCCCAAUGAGAAAGACUCUGCUGGACGGAGCUAUAACAAGCUCCAAAAGCGAGAGAAGACAUGCAGGGCUUACCUUAAGGCUAUUGUUGACACGGUGGACAACCUGCUUAGGGCUGAAGCUCUGGAAUCUUGGAGAGAUAUGAAUUCUUCUGAACAAGCACAUGCUGCAACAAUGUUACUUGAUACACUAGAAGAAGGGGCUUUUGUCCUGGCAGACAAUCUGUUAGAACCAACAAGAGUCGCAAUGCCUACGGAUCACAUUGUCCUUGAAGUUGCGGUGCUCAGUACAGAAGGGCAGGUGCAGGACUUGAAAUUUCCUCAGGGCAAUGCAGGAGGCAAUUCAAUCCAGCUCUCUUCAAGCACUGUGAAACAGAACAGCAGAAAUGGGCUAGCAAAGCUGGUUUUCAUAAUUUAUAAAAGCUUAGGCCGGUUCCUCAGUACCGAAAAUGCAACCAUAAAACUAGGAGGCGAGUUUGCCGGCAGGAACAGUACCAUUGCUGUGAAUUCUGAUGUCAUUGCAGCCUCCAUCAACAAGGAGUCCAGCCGUGUCUACUUGACUGAUCCUGUUCUUUUCACCCUGGCACACAUUGAUCCUAACAAUUAUUUCAAUGCCAAUUGUUCCUUCUGGAACUAUUCAGAACGGACUAUGAUGGGAUAUUGGUCAACUCAAGGUUGCAAGUUGAUUGACACAAAUAAAACUCAUACCACAUGUGCAUGUAGCCACCUAACCAACUUUGCAAUCCUCAUGGCCCAUAGGGGAAUUGUGUACAAAAAUGGAAUGGAUGGGUUACUCCUUACUGUCAUCACCUGGGUGGGGAUUGUCAUUUCCCUUGUCUGCCUGGCAAUUUGCAUCUUCACUUUCUGUUUCUUCCGUGGCCUUCAAAGUGAUCGAAACACAAUUCACAAGAACCUUUGCAUCAACCUCCUCAUUGCAGAAUUUAUUUUUCUAAUAGGCAUUGAUAAGACAGAAUAUAAGAUUGCAUGCCCAAUAUUUGCAGGCCUCUUACACUUUUUCUUCCUGGCAGCCUUUGCCUGGAUGUGCCUAGAAGGGGUGCAACUCUAUCUCAUGUUAGUAGAAGUAUUUGAAAGUGAAUAUUCUAGGAAGAAGUACUACUAUGUUGCUGGCUACCUCUUCCCUGCCACAGUUGUUGGUGUCUCAGCAGCUAUUGACUAUACCAGCUAUGGAGCAAAGAAUGCUUGCUGGCUCAAGGUUGACAACUAUUUUAUCUGGAGUUUUAUUGGGCCUGUUACCUUCAUUAUUCUGCUGAAUCUUAUCUUCCUGGUGAUCACACUGUGCAAAAUGGUGAAGCACUCAAAUACUUUGAAGCCGGACUCUAGCAGGUUGGAAAACAUUAAGUCUUGGGCCCUAGGUGCAUUUGCUCUUCUGUGUCUUCUUGGUCUGACGUGGUCUUUUGGCCUGCUUUACAUCAACGAGGAGACCAUUGUGAUGGCAUACCUCUUCACAGUAUUUAAUGCUUUCCAAGGGAUGUUUAUUUUCAUCUUUCAUUGUGCACUUCAAAAGAAAGUACGUAAGGAGUAUGGCAAGUGCUUCAGACAUUCAUACUGUUGUGGAGGAUUGCCAACAGAGAGCCCUCACAGUUCAGUAAAGGCAUCAUCUACAAGGACUAGUGCUCGCUAUUCUUCUGGCACUCAGAGCCGAAUAAGAAGGAUGUGGAAUGAUACUGUGAGAAAACAAUCUGAAUCUUCCUUUAUCUCAGGUGAUAUCAAUAGCACUUCAACACUUAAUCAAGGACAUUCACUGAACAAUGCCAGGGAUACAAGUGCCAUGGAUACUCUACCGCUAAAUGGUAAUUUCAACAACAGCUACUCUUUGCGCAAUGGAGACUAUAAUGACAGUGUGCAAGUUGUAGACUGUGGACUGAGCCUGAAUGAUACUGCAUUUGAAAAAAUGAUCAUUUCAGAAUUAGUGCACAACAACCUGCGAGGCAGCAGCAAGAACCAUAACCUAGAGCGCACAUUACCAAUCAAAGCUGUGAUCGGCGGGAGCAGUAGUGAAGAUGAUGCCAUUGUAGCAGAUGCUUCAUCUUUAAUGCACAGUGAUAAUCCAGGCCUGGAGCUGCACCAAAAGGAACUUGAGGCCCCUCUGAUUCCCCAACGGACUCACUCCCUUCUGUAUCAGCCACAGAAGAAAGUGAAGACUGAAGGAACAGACAGCUAUGUGUCCCAGCUGACAGCUGAAGUUGAAGACCACCUCCAGUCCCCCAACAGAGACUCUCUCUACACAAGCAUGCCCAACCUCAGAGACUCUCCUUACCCAGAGAGUAGUCCCGACAUCGAAGAAGACCUCUCUCCCUCCCGAAGGAGUGAGAAUGAGGACAUUUACUACAAAAGCAUGCCAAACCUUGGAGCUGGCCAUCAGCUUCAGAUGUACUAUCAAAUAAGCAGGGGCAAUAGUGAUGGCUACAUAAUUCCCAUUAACAAGGAAGGAUGUAUUCCAGAAGGGGACGUUAGGGAAGGACAAAUGCAACUAGUGACAAGCCUUUAAUAGUGUAGCAAAGGAAUACUGAAGGCCACAUGCAAGUAUUAAACAGACUUAAUUGGCCCCAUGCAGGCUCCCUCAUAUCUGCUUGAAGUGACAAUUCUGUUGUCCCUGUGGUUUCUCCCAUGUAGAGGAGAUGACUGGACCUUGCAGUUCUGUGAAUUUUUAUAAAACAAAGCUUUGUAUAUACACAGAGUAUACUAAAAGAAUUAUUUGUUACAAAGAAAAAAAGAUACCAUCAAGGUAUUUUAAGAUAUCUUGCUGCUGAUGUAAAAGAGAUUGUGAAAUACACAUACAAACACAACACAUAAACACACAGAGAGAAAACGUUCCAGCCAUUUUACUGCAGCAGUUUGUGAACUAAAUUUGUAAAUAUGGAUGCAUCAUUUUUGUAGGCCUGCAUUGUAUUAUAUACAAGACGUAGGCACUAAAAUCCUGUGGGAAAAAUUUACUGUACCUUACUAUUCCUGACAAGACUUGCAAAAGCAGGAGAGAGAUUCUGCAUCAAUUUGCAGUUUACUGCAAAUCUUUUCCAUUAAGGCAAAGAUUGAAAACAUGUCUAACCACUAGCAAUCAAGCCACAGGCCUUAUUUCAUAUAUUUCCUCAACUGUACAAUGAACUGUUCUCAUGAAAAAAAUGGCUAAAGAAAUUAUAUUUUGUUCUAUUGCUAGGGUAAAUAAAUAAAUACAUUUGUGUCCAAAAGGAAA
Varanus komodoensis (Komodo dragon) is the source of this 6334-nucleotide messenger RNA. It is a transcript of the gene ADGRL2, whose product is annotated as adhesion G protein-coupled receptor L2. Gene Ontology annotation, molecular function: G protein-coupled receptor activity; carbohydrate binding. Gene Ontology annotation, biological process: cell surface receptor signaling pathway; brain development; adenylate cyclase-activating G protein-coupled receptor signaling pathway. Bases 1382 to 5632 code for a protein of 1416 amino acids. Gene Ontology annotation, cellular component: membrane; neuron projection. The record is from RefSeq and is a predicted model, not a curated record. The transcript has 25 exons. Lineage: Eukaryota; Metazoa; Chordata; Lepidosauria; Squamata; Varanidae.